AUGGAUAUUCAAGGCACCCCUCUUCCUGCCGGCAACCGUGGCACCAAGGUGACCACCGAACCUCGUACACAACAGCGCAUCGAAGAACCGUCUGGCCCUAUUACCAAUGACUCACUUGCCGCCGAGUCUAUCCGCCGGGGUGGCGGCUUCUCUGGCAACCGUGGCGCCGAGGCCAUGGGAAUGUCAGGAAUCCAAUCCACAGUAACCAACACCAACACGUCCGCCUCCAUCAAGCUUCCCUCUACCCCAUUUGGCGCUCAGCGCCAGGACCGUCAUGAGGAACAGAAGUACCCAGAAUGCGUAGUUGGCCAGGGCAACUUCCCUGGCACACACAUGGAUAACUCUGGGUACGCCGGUGGCUCAACUGCGGCCAAGAAGGAGAUGGGUAUCAAGGCUGGCGAAUACUCUGCCGCCAGCGGCAGUGGUGGCGGCAGUCAGUUCAACGAUGUGACCGAUAUUCAAGCGGGUGGUCUCCCCUCCGACGAUGUUAAGAAUGUUAGCUUCAACUCGGAAAUUGGCUCCAACCAGGACCCUGGCCGUGAUGCUAUCAGCCAGUUCCAGCACAGCAAUGCCCACUCUGCCAAUGACUCUGCCCGUCCCCAUCAGAAGGGUAUCGAUACUCAUACUGUAUAUGAGCAUUUGCAGAGUGACGAGCGCGCUUAA
Molecule: messenger RNA, 663 nt
Organism: Penicillium samsonianum
Lineage: Eukaryota; Fungi; Ascomycota; Eurotiomycetes; Eurotiales; Aspergillaceae
Exons: 1
Coding region: 1-663 (220 amino acids)
Source: RefSeq, a predicted model, not a curated record